Eremothecium gossypii ATCC 10895 is the source of this 2391-nucleotide messenger RNA. RefSeq names its product oligopeptide transporter OPT1 (gene OPT1). NCBI's taxonomy places the organism in Eukaryota, Fungi, Ascomycota, Saccharomycetes, Saccharomycetales, Saccharomycetaceae. Gene Ontology annotation, molecular function: oligopeptide transmembrane transporter activity. The transcript has a single exon. The coding region runs from base 1 to 2391 and encodes 796 amino acids. Gene Ontology annotation, biological process: transmembrane transport. The record is from RefSeq and is marked provisional.
AUGGCUGAUUUGAGCGGCACUGCAGUAAAGCGGGAGCCUGAGAAAGGCCCCGCGUCAGCGCUUGAUACGACAGGGGAUCUUCCUCAUAUAUAUGAUACAGUGAGUGUGGAGACGCCUGGACCAUUCGAAACUAGUGAAAAAAAGGUAGAUAAAGAGGGGGCAGAUACAGAGGGAGAUAGCGGUGAGUUCACUGAUGUGCUGGUGGAGGACGAUUCGCCGUACCCUGAGGUGCGGGCCGCCGUGCCGUCGUUUGAUGACACCACCAUGCUCCAGAACACGGUACGAAUGUGGACGAUAGGUUUGCUGAUGACUACGAUAGGUUCCGCCGUCAAUAUGUUGUUCUCGAUGCACGCGCCCUCGAUGGCAGUGAGUACUUUUGUGACGUCCAUGUUGGCCUGGCCCCUAGGCCGGUUCUGGGCCCGCUGGGUUCCGAAUGUGCGUAUCUUUGGGCGGUUUGGAGGGCCAUUCUUGAAUCCUGGGCCAUUUAGCUUAAAGGAGCACGCACUUAUCACAGUCAUGGGGAACAUUUCCUUCGGCGGUGGUGCCGCGUAUGCGACGGAUAUUUUACUUUCAAUGAACAUGUUCUAUAAGAGGGACUAUGGCUGGUUGUUCGAUUUGCUGGCUAUCUGGAGCACACAAUGUAUUGGAUUCUCGUUAGCUGGGCUCUGUUACAAAAUUUUGAUCACUCCUCCUUUGAUGAUUUGGCCCUCAACGCUCGUUCAGUGCACCUUCUUGUCCAAUAUACAUAUUCACAACAACAAGGUAGCAAAUGGCUGGAAAGUUAGCAGACUGAAGUUUUUCAUGAUUAUAUUCAUCGCUGGAUUCAUAUAUUAUUGGUUACCGGGCUACCUUUUCCAAGCGCUUUCUUCAUUCGCCUGGGUUACUUGGAUAGCACCCAAGAACGUCGUCGUUAACCAAAUUUUUGGUUCAUCUACUGGUCUAGGUUUGCUCCCAAUCACGUUUGACUGGAAUCAAAUUGCAGGGUAUGUUGGCUCGCCGCUAGUACCGCCUAUCUCAGCGAUUUUCACUAUCUUAUGUUCUAUGGUGACAAUAUUCUGGAUCGUCGUGCCAAUCGUUCAUUAUAGUAAUACGUGGUAUGGUAACUACGUCCCGAUCAGCGAUUCAACUUCUAUGGAUCGGUUCCAACAGCGGUACAAUGUCACUAAGGUAGUUAACCAAAGGCUAUCUCUAGAUCUUGAAGCCUAUCAUUCCUAUUCCCGAUUGUAUUUACCUACCACGUUUGCAAUAUCCUAUGGUAUGUCGUUUGCCUCUGUCAUGGCAACCAUCUCUCACACUGCCUGUUUUCACUGGAGAACCAUAUACAAUGGUGUGCGUAAUAUAAAUACGCAGGACCGAGAUGUCCACGCAAGGCUAAUGGAAAGAUACAAGGCUCCGCCUUAUUGGUGGUAUCUAGUAACCUUUUUUGUUUUCUUGGCGUUGUCUAUCGCAACUGUACGGGCUUGGGAUACUCAAUUGCCGGUUUGGGCCCUAUUCUUAGCGCUAGCCAUUGCAGGUUUCUUUCUAUUGCCAGUGGGUAUUAUCUACGCGUUGACAAACAUGGCAGUCGGCUUGAACGUUAUCACGGAGUUCAUCAUUGGUUACAUGCUACCAGGCAGACCGAUAGCGAUGAUGUUCUUCAAAACUUUUGGAUAUAUCACCAACAGCCAGGCCAUCACAUUUGCACAGGACAUGAAGUUGGGCCACUACUUAAAGGUCGCUCCCAAACUCAUGUUUACCGCGCAAUUCAUUGCCACCAUAUGGGGCAGUACCGUGCAGAUAGCCGUUUUGAGAUGGUCAGAGGCAAACAUAAAGGGCCUCUGUACCAAAGCGCAGCCCGGCCACUUUACAUGCCCUGGUGCCACCGUUUUCUUCACUGCAUCUAUCAUCUGGGGUGUCAUCGGUCCGCAGCGCAUGUUCUCUGCCGGUCAAAUGUACAGUUCCUUAAACUACUUUUUCGUGCUUGGCUUUUUCCUCCCUAUCGUGAACUGGCUCAUUUUGAGCAAGUGGCCCAAGCGCUUCGAGAAGUCGGGUAGGGGACUAAAGUUUGUCGCCAAAUAUUUGUCCUGGCCUGUCUUCUUUAGUGGCACUGGACUAAUACCCCCCGCUACACCAUACAAUUACGGUUCAUACUGUAUAGUCGGGAUUUUCUUCGGCUACUUCAUUAAGCGGUACUACUUCCAGUGGUGGUGUAAGUACAACUACAGUUUGAGUGCCGCGCUUGACAUCGGUUUAGCUUGGGGCGCUCUAAUCAUCUUUUUCUCGACAGGAAUAGCGGUUAGGAAGGCGCCUGUGUGGUGGGGUAACACCGUCAUUGAUACGCUUGAUACAAAUGGUCAGGCGAUUAAAUAUAUACUCCAGGAAGGGGAAUACUUUGACCGAGCAUCUCCAUGA